Molecule: messenger RNA, 2704 nt
Organism: Raphanus sativus (radish)
Lineage: Eukaryota; Viridiplantae; Streptophyta; Magnoliopsida; Brassicales; Brassicaceae
Product: PX domain-containing protein EREL1
Exons: 10
Coding region: 315-2474 (719 amino acids)
Biological process (GO): protein transport
Molecular function (GO): phosphatidylinositol binding
Source: RefSeq, a predicted model, not a curated record
GAGCUGUCUCCUCUUAUCUUUUCCGUUAAAAGAAGACGACACCGCCGUUUAUCGCCGUGGUCCAUGGAAUUCAACCAGAGGAAGACAAGACCCUGAGAGACGCCAUCUGCUCCUUCUCCUCUCUCUCUCUCUCUCAAAUCUACCUCGAUCUGACGAUCCUCAUAAACCCUAGAUUUUCCUCAGAUUCUCGUUUGGAGAUUGCGUAGUUUCUCGAUCGGGGGCUCGAUCGAUCGCGUCUCUGAUUGGAUUUGAUCGGAAUACUAUUAGAUUUAGGUUCAGAAAAUCUGGAGAGAGGUAGGUAGAAUUUGGCGAAGAUGAUGCAGAGACGGAGUCCUCCGAAGCAUAGGCAUGACGGAACGUCGCCGCUUCCAUUGGGGAUGGAUUGGAGUCCUCCCCCGCGCAAAUGGAAUGGUAGAGAUACUGUUUGGCCUCAUGACCCUCGAACUGGAUGGAGUUAUUGUGUUACGAUACCCUCCUGGGUUGUCCUUCCUAAAUCAAGAAAUUCAGAUCCUGUUGUGUUUUACAGGGUUCAGAUAAGUGUGCAAUCCCCUGAAGGUGCGACUACAAUGCGGGGAGUGUUGAGAAGAUUUAAUGAUUUUCUAAAGCUAUUGACGGAUCUUAGAAGAGAAUUUCCCAGAAAGACUUUUCCAUCAGCUCCACCCAAAGGGCUGUUACGUAUGAAAACUAGAGCACUGUUAGAAGAGAGAAGGUGCUCUCUUGAGGAGUGGAUAAUGAAGCUAUUAUCUGAUAUAGAAUUCGCAAGAAGUGUCGUAGUUGCAUCCUUUCUUGAACUGGAAGCUGCUGCUAGGUCUGCAUGCCAAGAUGUCGAUCAGAAUGCUUCUGAUGCCACUAGUGAUAAAAAUAGCUCAAGUUCGUCACCAAUGGUUCACCCAAGUUUGAGCUUGUUUCAGACUGGCGGUGGUUCUUCUCUCACGUCUGACUAUGGCAGCGAUACUGCUUAUGAAACGUCUGAGUUUGGAUCUCCAAGUUUAGGACAGGAUGAUGUUUCUGAAAUUGGUACCGAGGAUCUAACUGUGGAUGAAGAAGUAACAAAUCCAAUGGAGAAGCUCCUUAACUUAAGCAUGUCCAACAUUGACGAGGGACUUUCGAUGAGCCAAACUAUUCUAGAUCAACUUGAAGACUUUCCCAAACAUAAAGUCCGAUCAAGAUAUGUCAAUAACAUCCCAGGGAAAGAUGUGUAUAAUGGAAAUGCUUCUAAAGGUGUACUUCUUGCUAAUAAUGGCUCACGACUUCUCUCUGAACCAGAGCCGUUAGCUCACUCAGUUAUGCAUGGUAGAAAUCUUUCUUUUGAGAGUGCUGACGGGUUUUCUCUACACACCGGUGAGACAUCAACAUCUGGUCUCCUAAGCUCAAGCAGUGAUAGCCACUUGGAUAUGCACCGAGGUGCUGGUGCAUCGCUUGGAACUGGUAUUGUUUGUAACCCGGAGAGGCAGGGUAGUGCACAAAUAGUUCUUCCACUGGACCUGCGUAAGAAAUUGAACAAGAUUCUGUUAGCCACGAAUGAGAGACUUGUCAAUGCAAAAACAGAUAUGGAGGAUCUUAUAGCAAGACUAAAUCAAGAGAUAGCGGUCAAAGAUUACCUGAACAAAAAGGUUAAUGAUCUAGAAGGGGAGCUUGAAACUACUAAGCAGAGAAGCAAAGAGAACUUGGAGCAAGCUAUUAUGACCGAGAGGGAAAGAGUUACUCAGAUGCAGUGGGAUAUGCAAGAACUUAGACAAAAAUCCUACGAGAUGGAAAUGAAGUUAAAAUCGAGAGAGGAUGGGAGCUCACAUGCAGAACCUACAGAACAGUCAACUAUUUCUGAGAGAAAUGUUUUGUCAGAAGAAUUAGAUGCCCGAAAACAACAACUGGAAGAUCUCUCCAGGCGAUAUGAUGAACUAGAGGCAAAAUCAAAAGCAGAUAUUAAAGUUCUUGUCAAAGAGGUUAAAUCUCUGAGGCGUUCUCAUGUGGAACUAGAAAAGGAGCUGACUCAAUCUUUGACAGAUAAAACUGAAGCCGAGAAACUACUAGAACAUGAGAGAAAACUACUUGAGAACACAGUAUCGGCUAGAAAAAAGUUGCUUAGUGACUGCAGAAUUCUCCACGACCGGCUUAAAGAGUACAACUUGAAUUUGUCAACAGACGGAAACGGUAACUUCCUAGAGGUAUCAGAUGCUUUGCGUUUGCUGUCAGUAUCUGAUGAUCAAAUUGAGGAGGCUCAGCUGCUUGCGGGGUUUGAUGAAGCUGCUCAAGACAUUGAUAAAUCUCUCAGCAUCGAUAAUGAAACAAGAAUCAUGGAGGACGAGCUAAGGAAGAUAUUAGCAGAUAUUUUUGUUGAGAAUGCCAAAUUGAGAAAACAGGUGAACUCUGCAAUGCUUCGUGCUCUCCAGAAAGACGUAAAGACAACCGAAGAUGUGCAUGAGGAAAAUGGCGACGAGAAAGAGGAGGCAUCAACGGAAACACUGAACAUAUAGGGUACUGUAAUCAUAUAAUAUUUGGCUUUGUCCCGAGACUAGAGAGUUUACAACGAGAAAUGCCAAUUUUUAUUUUUAUUUUUUUUAUGAAAAGACUGGUCGCUUUCUUUUACAAACGGUUGGUCUCUUGGAGAAGCAGAAUUAGUUGGAGCUGUGUAAUCAAAUAUAUACAGAAACACGUGAACACCCCUUUUGAUAAGUACAUAAGGAAAAAACAUUUGUAUUGCGUA